AUAUCCAAAAUAUCCAAAAAAAUCGAAAAAAAUAAAUAAAAUGUUCCUUUUUCGCCCAACUCCCUGUCUAUUAUUCCACACCAUCUCAAAGAACACAAUGAAUAUGGCUUCCAUUAGCUCCGAUCACCAACAACCAUUUCUCUCUUCCUUAGGAAAGGCUUCAGGAGACUUUGAUGUUGAUGAAGAACAGCAACCGCUGUCAAAUGGAGGUCAUCCUACUGAGAAUUUCUCGUUUAUUUCCUGCAUUUUACCAUUUUUAUUCCCAGCUCUGGGGGGACUACUUUUUGGUUAUGAUAUUGGUGCCACAUCCUCAGCCACAAUUUCAAUUCAGUCACCAACUUUAAGUGGAACUUCUUGGUAUGACUUGAAUUCUGUUGAAAUUGGCCUUAUUAGUAGUGGCUCAUUGUAUGGAGCUCUGAUUGGUUCUGUCUUGGCAUUUAAAGUUGGCGAUUUCCUUGGGAGGAGGAAAGAGUUGAUUGCAUCUGCUGUACUCUAUCUUGUUGGGGCUCUAAUUACAGCAGCAGGACCUACCUUCGUGAUCAUGAUGAUAGGACGUGUUGUAUUUGGCAUUGGUAUUGGACUGGCAAUGCAUGCUGCGCCAAUGUACAUUUCCGAGACUGCUCCAUCUAAUUUAAGAGGUCGAGUAAUCUCCCUGAAGGAGUUUUUCAUAAUUAUUGGCAUGGUUAUGGGUUAUGCCAUUGGGAGUCUUAUGGUGGAUGUCACCGCUGGUUGGCGAUAUAUGUAUGGCGUGAGUUCUCCUUUAUCAGUUAUAAUGGCAAUUGGGAUGUGGUGGCUGCCAGAUUCUCCUAGAUGGCUACUUUUGUGUGCUAUACAAGGAAAAGAAAACAGACAUGAUUUAAGGGAGGAUGCCAUUCAUUGCAUGUGCCGUCUUAGAGGGCAACCCGUCAGUGAUACAGCUGCCCAGCAAGUGGAUGAGAUCAUAGCCGAACUUUCUCUUUCGGGUGAACUGAAUAGCAUCUCUACAGUUGAGAUGUUUAGAGGAAAAUAUUUGAAGGCUCUGGUUAUUGGUUGCGGUUUAGUUUUAUUCCAGCAGAUAACAGGUCAACCAAGUGUGCUGUACUAUGCUGGCUCUAUCUUGCAGAGUGCAGGAUUUUCUGCAGCAUCUGAUGCGACAAGAGUCUCAAUUCUUCUUGGCUUGGUUAAGCUGAUUAUGACUGGAGUCGCUGUUUUGUUUGUUGAUAACUUUGGGCGAAGACCUUUACUACUUGGUGGUGCAUCUGGGAUGGUGAUCUCUUUAUUGUUUCUUGGAUCUUAUUACACUUUCCUCGGUGAUGCACCAGCUAUAGCUGUCGUUGGUCUACUCCUUUAUGUUGGCUGUUAUCAGUUAUCAUUUGGUCCAAUUGGCUGGUUAAUGAUGUCGGAAAUUUUCCCCUUGCGCAUGAGAGGAAGAGGAAUGAGUUUAGCUGUGCUCGUGAAUUUUGGGGCAAAUGCUAUUGUUGCCUUUGCAUUUUCUCCUUUGAAGGAUCUAAUUGGAGAUGGAAACUUGUUCUUUAUGUUUGGUGGUGUAGCUCUCUUGUCUCUCGUAUUCAUAUUUUUUAAAAUACCGGAGACCAAGGGGCUGACUCUCGAGGAAAUUGAGGCCAAACUGUUGUAAUUUCUUUCGGCUACAUAGGACUUGCAAAUUGAAGCUCCUGUACAGGCGAAUAUUGAGAAACAAAAGGGUAUAUACUAUACGAAGUAUAUAGAAUGCUCUCUUUAACGGUGCAGUCUGCUUAACUUUGAACUAUACUUGUAACAUAGGAUCAAAUUGGUUGUAUCUUCUUGUACGUUCUGUAAUCCUAUAACAAGGUUUGGUUGUAUAUUUAAUAUGUAACAAAAAUUUACAUAAAAAUGUCAUUUAGGCUCUGUUUGGCACGCCAUUUCAGGUGUCUUAAAUGAUAAGGUGCUAAUAGAGCGGUUUGUCAAGCACCUUAAAUAGAAUAGUCUUAAAAGUGACUUAAAUUGAAACGUUACUUUGAGUACCCGUUUCAAUUUAAAGUCCUUAAAUUUUCAUGUAUUUACCAUUAAUAUUUUUGUGUAAAACAAUUAUUUUAUAAA
Messenger RNA from Spinacia oleracea (spinach), 2058 nucleotides. Its product is annotated as D-xylose-proton symporter-like 2. The transcript is spliced from 14 exons. The record is from RefSeq and is a predicted model, not a curated record. Gene Ontology annotation, molecular function: D-glucose transmembrane transporter activity. Gene Ontology annotation, biological process: D-glucose transmembrane transport. Lineage: Eukaryota; Viridiplantae; Streptophyta; Magnoliopsida; Caryophyllales; Amaranthaceae. Gene Ontology annotation, cellular component: membrane. Bases 41 to 1615 code for a protein of 524 amino acids.